This is a messenger RNA of Gilbertella persicaria, 1353 nucleotides long. RefSeq names its product major facilitator superfamily domain-containing protein. NCBI's taxonomy places the organism in Eukaryota, Fungi, Mucoromycota, Mucoromycetes, Mucorales, Choanephoraceae. Bases 1 to 1353 code for a protein of 450 amino acids. The transcript is spliced from 2 exons. The record is from RefSeq and is a predicted model, not a curated record.
AUGUUCAAUGCCUUGAAUGGUAUGGGUGGUGCUGGUCAAGCUGAUCCCAAGACAACAAAUGAUGCCAAUACUGCUCUUGCGGUCACUUUCACUCUCUGUUCUUUAAUUGGUGCUCCUGUAUUCAACAUUUUCGGUCAUCGUAUUCUUAUCCCUGCUGCUCUCACCUACGUUCUUUACGUUGGUUCUUACCUUACACCUAAUGCACCAUUCACCAUUGCUACCGGUGCCAUUCUUGGUAUUGGUGCCGGUUUCUUGUGGACUGCCCAAGCUGGUAUCAUGAUGUCUUAUCCCGAUGAAAAAGAUAAGGGUAAAGCCUUCUCUAUCUUCUGGAUGGUUUUCAACUUGGGUGCUACUGUCGGUGCUGCUAUUCCUCUUGGUAACAACUGGAGCAAUACUGGUGCCAACACUGUCAAGAUCGGUACUUACAUUGGUUUCAUGUGUAUCAUGGCUUUCGGUGCCUUCUUGUCACUUGUUCUCUUGCCUCCUUCGAAGGUCAUUCGUGCCAAUGGUUCUCCUGUCUCUCUUCACAAGUUCUCCAACUGGAAGCGUGAAAUUUACGAAAUCCUGCGUAUGUUUGGUGACUGGAAGAUGCUUUGUUUGAUUCCUCUUUUCUUUGGAUCCAACUGGUUCUACACAUACCAAUUUAACGUCUACAAUGGUGGUGGUUUCUUCACUCUCCGUGCUCGUUCUUUAAACAACUUGUUGUACUGGCUUUGUCAAAUUUUCGGUGCUGGUAUCUUUGGUUGGCUUCUCGAUUGGAGCACCCUCGGUAACCGUAAGACUCGUGCUUUUAUCGGUAACACCAUUGUUCUUGUCGCUCUUGUUGCUGCUUGGGUCGGCUGUAUCUUUGUUCAACAAAAGUUCACUUAUGAAAGCGUAAAGGAAGCUGAUUUCGUUGAAGUUGAUAUCUUCUCUAAUGGCUAUGCUGGUUACAUUAUUCUCUACGCUAUCUUUGGUUUUGUUGAUGCCAUCUACCAAGGUUUCAUUUACUGGUUGCUUGGUACAAUGACCAACGAUACCGAACGUGCUGCUCGUUAUGGUGGUUUCUACAAGACAGUUCAAAAUGCUGCUGCUGCCAUUGCUGCUCAAGUCGAUGCUAUCCACGCUCCUUUCAUGACUCAACUUUAUAUUAACCUUGCCAUUGAAGGUGUUGGUUUGCUUUUGGCUUAUGUUGUCUGUUUCCGUGUCUCCGAUGUCACUGUGGAAUGCAUUGAUAACUUGAUGGACGGCCAUGCCAAUGAAGUUAUGGUUGGUGGUCAAAUCGAAUCCAUUGAAAACAGUAGCCACAUGAAGCUUGAACAUGACCAAGAAAAGGCUGAUUAUGAACUCUCCACUACUUCUUCUACUCAUUAA